AUGGUGCUAUCUGUGUGCCUAACAAUCCUUUUGCUUUUAAACAGGUCUUAUGGAGUUGAAUGUCCUAGUGGUUGUCUUAAAGAGUGUUUCUUAUCAAACGUGUGUUCACAAUGCAAACCAAAUUAUGAAGAAAAUGAUACUUUUUGUCGGUAUUGUAAAUCACCAAAUUUUGAAUUAAACAUUUCUCAAAACAAUUUAGCAUUUUAUAAAAUGAACAAUGACUGUUUGCCUAUUGAAUCAAUUAGACAAUUUGAAUAUAAUAUACCAGUAAAUUGUUUGACUCUUCAAAAUAACGACUUGACUUUUUCUUUUGGAAAAGAUGAUCAGUUUGAAUUCCCGUUUUACAUCAAUAAACACAGAAGAGAAGCACUACAAGGCAUUUGGAUCAAAGUACCUCACAACAACGAAUCAUCAGAAAAUCGAUUAUCAUUGACUUUUUCAAAAAUAGUUCAAAAGUCGAAUUAUUGUGAAUUUUUAACAGAAAAAUUUGCAACGCAAAAAAUGAGCGAAAAAAAAUACAAAAUUCGUACUCACAGAAUAACAAGUAAAAAAUUACAAAUUGUUCCACAAAUUGUUAUUUCUCUUUUUACAGAAAGCGACUUGAAAAAUCGAAAAAGUGAUGGACAAAUACUAUUUGAAGGUAAUAAAAAUACAUAUCAGAUUGACUUUAAAAACACGGCCAAAGAAACUGUUUAUGUAUCUGUGAUUUGUUUGAGUUUCUGUGAUACAACGAUGUCACUCACAAAAUUUCAAAACACUGAAAAUUAUACAAAUAAUCAAAUUGCUCUUUCAACCGCUCUUGACUCAAAGACGAUUUUUUUAAAAUGGGAAAACGAAAUAAGUUUUGAAAAAACAACUUGUUUGCCAAACAACUAUGUAAGGGUUUUUUAUAUCGAAAAUGACAUAACUUUUAAAACUGGAAUUUCUAUGAUAACAAUUUUGGGUGACUCAAAAAUUCAACAAAACAUUUUUAUCGCAAAAAUUGAAAAAUGUGUUGGGCUUUUGGGUAUUUUUUUGCCGCAUCAUAAAAAGUCCAUUGAUGUUAGUGUAUCGCACAAAAUUGCCAUUUUUAGCGAUUCAAAUGACAAUUCACAGAUUUCAAUUGAAGUGAAACACAUUUGUAGCAGUGGGUGUGGAGAAGAUGAAAACCGUGGAUAUUGCUCGAUAACGACCGGGGGUUGUGUGUGUAAAGAAGAGUACUUUGGUGAUGGCUGUGAAAGAAAGUGUUUUUUUAACAACAAGUGGAAUUUUAGUGACAAAGAAACAGACAAAAAGUGUUAUUUUGGAACAGCACAUUGUAGUGCAAAAUGUGAGUGUGAAGAUGGGUACUUGAUAUAUAACCACACAUGUAUUAUAUCCACAUGUCUUCACACCUCAGAAUUUCAAAAUACAUCCAAUGAGUGUCUAUUUAAUAGUGUUGGGUGUAAUGAAUCAUGUCAAUGCAACUCAUCCUAUUUUUCAUAUGAAAAUUCGUGUGUAUCAACUUCUUGUGGUAAUGAAAUACUUGAGAUGGGGGAGGACUGUGAUUCUUCGCAACAUUGUUUAAAGAAUUGUAAAUGUGAAAAAGGUUACUUUUUAAUACAGAAAAACAAGUGUGUAUCAUUGGGAAUGGUUGUUGGGAUAUCAAUAAGUUCUGUGGUUGUGUUAUUCAUUAUUUGUAUAACAAUAACUAUCGUGGUCAUCACCAAAAAACACUCUAAAGUGAUCGAAAAAGUCACCGACCAACAACCCGAGUAUUAUAUGUACUUUUCAGGAUCGUCAAAUGUUAUACCCAAUACAGAACACAGGCACAUGAUAUCUCCUCUCAUUUUCGACUUUGGCAACACAACAGAAGAUGUCAAAGUAUUUGAAACUUUGUACCAAAAUUAUGACGUUAGAAACACAUCUCACAAGAAAUAUAUGUUGCUCCUCAUCCACACACCAAACACCCCAAAAUAUGUCUUUCACUUCUCUCCACAGUCAAAUGUCAUUCCUCCCAAUACAAAGAAAUCAUGUAAAGUAUAUAUGACUUUGUACUGCACAACUCAAGUAAAAGGUAUGAAAAUCCCAUACACCAUUUUCUUUUCAAACACUAAGUCGACUCUUUUCAAAAUUUCUGAGUUGCUUAAAAACAAAAGUUUCACCGAUUGGACGUCAUUCGACGAAAAAACAAUGCAAACGUACUUAAAGGAUGUUACUGUGAGAUAUCAUCACUACUUUAUUAUAUCAACCAACGCCGAGUCAUCGACACACAUUGACUUCGAUGAAAUAAAUUUACUCGAAGACCCAAUUGCGGAAGGCGCAAUGGGGAAAGUGUAUUUAGGUCGUUAUCGUAGUCUUCCCGUAGCAGUGAAACAAUAUCGAUGGAGUGGUCUGACCGAGAAUGAAUACUCUUCUUUGAAAAAGUCGGUCAUUAGUGAAUGCAAUUUAAUGAGUAAAUUGCGGAAUCCAUAUGUGGUCAAUUAUGUUGGCUCAGUCACUUAUAUUCCACAGAUCUCAUUGGUAAUGCAGUACUUAGUCCUCGGCGCAUUGAGUGAAUUUCUCCACAACACGUCGCGCAGUUUUUUGCAUUUGAGUUUUAAGUUGAAAGUCAAAGUCUUACUCGACACGUCUAAGGGAAUGACUUUUCUUCACCAAAAUAAAAUACUCCAUUUGGACUUAAAACCCGACAAUUUGCUUGUUAACUCCCUCUUCCCAGACUCGCAAUGUUGUAUCAAAAUUACCGACUUUGGGACAGCCGCAUUACUCUCAAGCCAAAUUGAAGAAAAGGGCCUUGGAACUCCAGUCUACUUGGCGCCAGAAAGCUUCACUGAAGAUGUGUACACAGAAAAGAGUGACAUUUUUUCAUUUGGAAUAACGUGUUGGGAAGUCUUUUAUCAACAAGAGCCAUACAGUGAGUUCAAAUCAAUUUUUGAAAUUAAAAACUUUGUAAAAAGUGGAAAUCGACUUAAAAUUGAUGAAAAAAUGCCAGAGGAACUAAAAAGAAUGACGGAGAGGUGUUGGGAUAGUACACCAGAGAAGAGGGGAAAUUUUGAAGAAUGUACCCAUGUACUUGAAGCUCUUGUAAAGAGAGAAAAGGAGUUUCAAAGACUUGAUAAAUAUGUCGACGAAGAGAAAAUACAAAAAUUUGUGUUGGAUAAAAAUGAAGAACUGCGAAAAAAGAUCAUAACACUUGGGAAUGAAUAA
Molecule: messenger RNA, 3165 nt
Organism: Entamoeba invadens IP1
Lineage: Eukaryota; Evosea; Mastigamoebida; Endamoebidae
Product: serine-threonine protein kinase, putative
Exons: 1
Coding region: 1-3165 (1054 amino acids)
Biological process (GO): protein phosphorylation
Molecular function (GO): ATP binding; protein kinase activity
Source: RefSeq, a predicted model, not a curated record